Eublepharis macularius is the source of this 3677-nucleotide messenger RNA. It is a transcript of the gene TFAP2A, whose product is annotated as transcription factor AP-2 alpha. The transcript has 7 exons. The record is from RefSeq and is a predicted model, not a curated record. The coding region runs from base 445 to 1740 and encodes 431 amino acids. Gene Ontology annotation, molecular function: RNA polymerase II transcription regulatory region sequence-specific DNA binding; DNA-binding transcription factor activity, RNA polymerase II-specific. NCBI's taxonomy places the organism in Eukaryota, Metazoa, Chordata, Lepidosauria, Squamata, Eublepharidae. Gene Ontology annotation, cellular component: nucleus. Gene Ontology annotation, biological process: regulation of transcription by RNA polymerase II; regulation of cell population proliferation; anatomical structure development.
GCUCUCUCGCCCCGGAGCUCACGUGAAGCAGCCAGAGAGCGAACGAGGGGGGGGGGGCAAAACAAGGAUUAAGGGACACACAGGCGCGCGCACAGCCGCGAGCGCGCCCCCGCGCGCACAGCCAACUUUGAACCGGGCGAUCGCGGCGGGCUGCGGCUCUCUCUCCCCGCCUGCCUCGCCUCGGCCGCCGCGGAACGUCGCUCAAGUUUCGGAUGGCUUCGAGGCGCGCGUCCCCCGAGCUGGCGGAGCAGCCCGGGCGCUGGGGGCUCGGCGGAGGCGCCGUCUAGAGCCCCAUUGUGCGCGAGUGCGGGGCGUGCAUGCUUGCGGGCGGGUGUGCCAAGGCAGACCGCGAGCGGGAGGACUCCAGAGCGGGCGCCCUCCGGCAGUCUCCCCCCAGCCUCGGCCCUUCUGCUGCCGCGACCGGGUCCCCCCGAAGCCGCCCAGAUGUUAGUGCACAGCUUCUCGGCGAUGGACCGCCACGAUGGCACCAGCAACGGAACCGCCCGGCUGCCCCAGCUGGGGACGGUGGGCCAGUCGCCCUACGCCAGCGCCCCUCCGCUCUCGCACACCCCCAACGCCGACUUCCAGCCUCCCUACUUUCCGCCUCCGUACCAGCCCAUUUACCCCCAGUCCCAAGACCCCUAUUCCCACGUUAACGACCCCUAUAGCUUGAACCCCCUCCACGCCCAGCCCCAGCCCCAGCACCCAGGCUGGCCGGGACAGAGACAGAACCAGGAGACGGGCCUUUUACAUACACACCGGGGACUCCCCCACCAGCUCUCCGGCUUGGACCCCCGAAGGGAUUACCGGCGGCAUGAAGACCUUUUGCACGGACCUCACGGCUUGACCUCAGGACUAGGAGACCUUCCCAUCCACUCGAUACCUCACUCCAUAGAAGACGUCCCGCACGUAGAAGACCCGGGUCUUAACAUCCCAGAUCAAACUGUAAUUAAGAAAGGCCCCGUGUCCCUCUCCAAGUCCAACGCCAACGCCGUCUCCUCCAUCCCCAUCAACAAGGACACGCUCUUCGGCGGCGUGGUGAACCCCAACGAGGUCUUCUGCUCGGUGCCCGGCCGCCUCUCGCUGCUCAGCUCCACCUCCAAGUACAAGGUCACGGUGGCCGAAGUGCAGAGGCGCCUCUCGCCGCCCGAGUGCCUCAACGCGUCUCUGCUGGGCGGAGUGCUGCGGAGGGCAAAGUCAAAAAAUGGAGGGAGAUCUUUGAGAGAAAAACUGGACAAAAUAGGAUUAAAUUUGCCAGCCGGGAGACGUAAAGCUGCCAAUGUUACCCUGCUGACAUCACUAGUGGAGGGAGAAGCAGUUCAUCUAGCCAGGGACUUUGGUUACGUCUGUGAGACAGAAUUUCCUGCCAAAGCAGUAGCUGAAUUUCUCAACCGACAACAUUCCGAUCCAAACGAGCAAGUCACAAGAAAAAACAUGCUUCUAGCUACGAAACAGAUCUGCAAGGAGUUCACCGACCUGCUGGCUCAGGACCGCUCCCCGCUGGGGAACUCCCGGCCCACCCCCAUCCUGGAGCCGGGCAUCCAGAGCUGCCUGACCCACUUCAACCUCAUCUCGCACGGCUUCGGCAGCCCGGCGGUGUGCGCCGCCGUCACGGCCCUGCAGAACUAUCUAACGGAGGCGCUCAAGGCCAUGGACAAAAUGUACCUCAGCAGCAACCCCAACAGCCACACAGACAACGGCGCCAAGGGCGGCGACAAGGAGGAGAAGCACCGCAAGUGAGCGGGGCCACCACGCAGCAGGCCCGCAGAGCUCCUCGCCGCCGGCCCCGCCCUGGCCCCGCCGGCUCUCCUCCAGCACUUCCCAGUCCACACCCAGUUGCUACCCAGCCUGCAACCUCGGAAAACGAACAAGGCGUUGGACCAGCCCAGGAGGGUGUUUAACUGGUGGGAACUUUUUCAUUUUUAAAAAACGAAUAAACCACGAAGUUUUUUUUUUAAUUUUUAAAAACAACUUUCAAGGAACUUUUCUUUCCUAAAAGAGAGAACUAAAAUAGAGUGAAAGAAAUGCGGAGAAAAUAAAUUAAGACCUUCAUCGGACUGGAAUCACCACCUCCCUUUAUAGGAACUUCCGUUUAAGAUUGUAGCCAUAUUUUAAAAAAAAGCAAAAGAGGCAAAAAAAAAAAAGAUGAUGAUGAUGAGGAUGACAUUUUAUCAGUAUUGUGAAUAAACUUGAACACAAACCACGCCCAGUUCCAUGUCAUAUCUUCAGUUGUAGAAUCUUUCUCCUGUCCAAGGUAAAGAGAACCCCUUUGAACUUUUUGAUGGUGACACCGAUUCACGGUUCUUCUCUAAGGGAAUCAGUGUUCAUGUAUGUAUAUAUUUAUUUAUGUGUAAUUUAAUGGGAAUUGUAAAUACGGUGAGUCUGUUGGAAGCUUUUUUUAUUUAUCUGGUGAUCUCGUUUACCUCUUGUUUAGUGGGUUUUUAAAACAAAAAUCUCCCCCUUCUUAGUUCCAUCACUGUGGAUUCAUCAUGACUUAUUUAGAAAUCGGAGGGAGGUUGUUUUGGAGGGAGGGGGUGGUAUUUUUCUGGGACUCAUCACUUCAGCCCUGUCGUAGCAUGUUCUUUUUUCAAAAAAAGCAAAGCAGACAAUAAAGCAGCAACCCCCCCCCCAAUAAACCAACCUAGAUUUUAAACACAUAUUAUUAGUAUGACCUUUAGUUUCUUACUGAUAAAUAAACAAAACAAAAUGAUGCCUGAAAGAGUCUUGAAGAAGUGGUAGUAGUUCCUAACAAACUCUUAGGUGUUGUGGCUAAAACCUUGCAAAGAAACAAAAAGUUUAUAUCCAGUGUCCUCCUACUGAAAGCCUACUGAUCAGAGCAAUACAUUGAUAUUGUCUACCAAGAAAAAAGAUUAGGGACACCUCCUCCCCCACCUCCACUUUUCAUUUAGAGUUGUCUUUUGGUUCAAAGAACUUCCACACAUCUGGGACCACCUGGUAUCCUCUAUUUCCACCAGCCAUAUUGGAAGCCGUUCUCGUUGUAUUGUAUUGAGUUGUGCUGGCAGUAGUUUCCAUGCCUGUCAAUGUAUCAUAGUCUUUUGUUUCCCAGAUAAAUAAAUAUUUGAUACGCUUUAUGUCGAUUUUUUUUUUAUUCAGUGGCUGUCUUUACCCAGGCGUAUUUUUGUUCUUGGCAGUAUUUUUUAUUCAGUAUGGUUACAGUAAUUGAGUUUAACUCUCCCUUGACAAUUGCUCCUUGCAAUAAGCAGCUGAACCCACUGUUUCCCUCAAGUAUAAUAAAAACUUACUUUCAAGUUGGAGUUCAGAGCAGGGUAUCAUUUAGAUAUUCCACUGAGUCUGUAUUCAGACAAAUUACACAAUAAAACACAAUGUACUCUUUUGGAUAAAAAAAAUGUACUGUUAAAGAAAUGGCAUACUUUUCUUUAACUGAGAGGUCAUUUUAUUUUUUACAGAAAUAAAAAAGUUUUAUUUUGUUUAUUUGAUCUUUUAGGUUUUUAUUCCUGCUUUAUAAUUAUGUAUCAGUACUGCAGAUCUGCUUAAAGUGUCAUAAUAUUCAUGUGCAUUGCUUUUAAAAUCUGGAUUAGCCAACAACAGGAAAGGGGGAGGGGAUUAGUUACCUAGAUGAUGCCAUGUACUAUACAGAAAUGCUUACACACAAUACACAACUUCAAAAUAAACUACCUUUGUAUUUGUGUGUGAAA